CAGCCGCUGCUUUAUUUUCCCCGACCCUGGGCGGUGGAAACGGGAUUUAAUGUUGGGUGGUUUUGAGCCGGGCCGAGCCCACAUAGGGUUGGUCCUCCCCCACGGCAGGGCGGCGGAGUUGGUAUCGCCCUGAGUCCUCCGAGAUCCCGGCUCGGGAAACAGAGCCGCACGGGCGUCAGAUACGUCUUCGGUUGUGGGGUUAAAAAAACCGAGUCGCGCUCGACUUCCCGGCAUCUAAAAUCAGAAAACGACCGCCUUAUGUUUCAUUUUUAACUUUUUUUUUUCCUCCCUCCCCCUUCACGAAGAUGUCAACCCCAGCUAGACGGCGUUUAAUGAGAGACUUCAAACGGCUGCAGGAGGACCCCCCUGCGGGCGUCAGCGGAGCGCCCUCGGAGAACAACAUCAUGGUCUGGAAUGCGGUUAUUUUCGGCCCCGAGGGAACACCAUUUGAAGAUGGAACCUUUAAGCUCACAAUAGAAUUCACAGAGGAAUAUCCCAAUAAGCCUCCUACAGUUCGCUUUGUUUCAAAAAUGUUUCAUCCAAAUGUUUAUGCAGACGGUAGUAUAUGUCUGGACAUUCUUCAAAACCGCUGGAGUCCAACUUAUGAUGUUUCCUCAAUCUUAACUUCUAUACAGUCUUUACUGGACGAGCCGAACCCCAACAGCCCAGCCAACAGCCAGGCAGCCCAGCUGUACCAGGAGAACAAGCGCGAGUACGAGAAACGCGUGUCGGCGAUAGUGGAGCAGAGCUGGCGCGAUUGUUGACCUCGCGCGGGUGCGCGCACACAUCGUGGACAGUAUCCAGCCUCGAGAUUGACGAAGGAAGAGAAGACACACAUCUCUUGAAAAAAUAAUAAACAUCACGUUUCCGAAUUGCCAUCCUCCUCCUCCUCCUCCUAGCAUCAUCAGUACCGUAAUUGUUGCAAGAUAGAGUGCCGCUGUGUCGUCAUCGCCUUCUCCCUCACCACUCACAACCUAGCCUCCUGGACAGGAUUGCACCUUCCUUGAAGUAAAUGUACCACACUGUACCUGGGUUACUUGCGACAGGCGUGUCCGUUUCUUAAUCUUCAGAUUUUAAAUCUGAUUUUUUUUUUUCUGUCUUUCCUCAUGCAGCUCGAGCAGGAUUUUUUGUUCUCUUCAUUUUUUUUUUGUCGAGACUGACGUGUGUACAGUUCUGUUCCAGGUUGCAGUAGCUGUAAAGGGCCGUUCUUGUAAUAGGGAUCAGGGUCCUACUCAUCAGCUGGCUCAUGUUGACACAGUGCAAGCCUUUUUUUCUUUCGUUGUUCCUGGAGUUUAAAAUGGUUUUGUCUGUGUGUGUUGUUGCUGUUGAAUGAGGUAACUGAUGAUGUAAAUCGUAGACAAACAACCUGUCUUGCAGUUUCUUGACGAGUGUAAGGGAAGAGCUCUCUGGAUUACAGAAUAAUGGUAUCCAUUUUAAGAGCUGCUAAUGUCACUUUCUCAAUUACACAUGUAUGCAUCUGGUUUUACAAUUGUAUAUGAGCUGUGGCAUUUCACAUCCCUACACGCACAGCCGUUUCAGAAGUGAAAUACAGGUGACUUGGCAGCAGUCUUUCACAAAUUACAUGAACGAACAACAUUUUGUCAUAGAAUAAUCCAAUAAUUCUUAAUAUUUAUGUGCUUCUUGUUGAUCUAUAAAUUGACUAAUUCUUGGGAACAAGCAUUUUCUAGGCAAGAUAUAGAUCAGAUUUUUAUAAGUUUAUUUACAUAUUGCAACAUCAGAAGAGUUUUGGAUCAUGGAAGUAGAGCAGGAACCUUUUUUGUUUUCUGGCAGCAAUCAAGGUUUUUGAAUGCUCAUUAACACCAGAGGUAAAAAACUCCUAAACCGAGCUCAACUUGAUUUAGGAUGUUAAGAGCUCUACACCAUAAGCAGAGAAGGUUAUCCCACCUGCAAGUGCUUCUUCCUCUAGGCAUUUCAGGGGGUCAGCUCUUUUUCGUGUAUAGGUCUUUGCUAUUGCAAAUGCUGCAUGUUUUGCUUGGUGACUUUUAUAGGUUCUUUUAAAUUGUUUCUGUGACCCUUCCCCCUCAAAAAAAAAAGCUACAACAAAAGGCCCAUUGAGUGCCUGAAAUUGUCAUUUUCUACAGAUACUGGGCAAAUGCAAUGAUAUGAGAGUGAUGAGACCAUGUCAUUUCUGCACAUGGGAUGUUCCUUUUUCUAAUGCACAUGCUCCACAAGUGACUGUAACUGCACUAGUAACCCAUGUAAGAAACUGUACAUUUUCUCACUUCUUGUAAAUAAAAGGAUAAAAACAU
Molecule: messenger RNA, 2270 nt
Organism: Lepisosteus oculatus (spotted gar)
Lineage: Eukaryota; Metazoa; Chordata; Actinopteri; Semionotiformes; Lepisosteidae
Gene: ube2a
Product: ubiquitin-conjugating enzyme E2A (RAD6 homolog)
Biological process (GO): protein polyubiquitination; DNA repair; proteasome-mediated ubiquitin-dependent protein catabolic process
Cellular component (GO): HULC complex
Molecular function (GO): ubiquitin conjugating enzyme activity
Source: RefSeq, a predicted model, not a curated record